AUGGAAGAUAGAAAUGACAUUCAUGAGACACGACUUCAAAAGGAAAGAGAACUCUUAAAAAAGCUCGAGCCUGCAAACUACAAACUAGAAUUCCCAGACUCCAGCAGAAGCCUAGAAAUAGUUACAGAAGUCCAAAGCUACCCAGUGAAAUUUUUUAUCCAUCUCCCAGAGCGCUAUCCAUUCCAAUCCCCCAAAGUAUCUCUUUCAGUCUCUGAUAAGCUCACUUCACUCACCGAAUUUUAUGAUGACGAAAACAUUCUUGAGCACGUCCUAGGAGAAUCCUGAAUCCCUGUCAUAAAUUUGCCCUCAGUCAUCGAAAAACUUGUGUAUUAUGCCCAUCACUCAUACAAAGCCCGAGGCAAGUCACUUUUAGCUGAGAUUUUUUCAAUCCAUUGGAAAUGAAGUAUUGUCAUCGUCAUUUUGCUGGCUUUAUUAGUAAAAGUUGCAAUGAUCGCGCAACCUCAUUCUGGAUAUAAUAAUCAUCCGAAAUAUGGUGAUUAUGAAGCACAAAGACACUGAAUGGAAAUCACGACGAACUUAUCGCCUGACAAAUGGUAUAAAAAUUCAACUGAAAAUGAUUUAGAGUAUUGAGGACUGGAUUAUCCUCCACUAACCGCAUGGCAUUCAUGGUUCUUUGGAUCCAUCAGUUCUAUAAUUGAGCCGGAAUCUAUGGUAUUAGGAGAGUCCAGAGGGUAUUUGACGUCAAGUCAUAAACUAUUUAUGAGGAUAAGUGUGAUACUUGGAGAUUUAUUCGUUUAUGUUCCAGCCAUCUUUAUGUUUUUUAAAAUGUAUUAUCGAUAUCUUUCUGGGGGUGUGAAAUAUUCAGUGAUAAUUCUUGUGUUCUUAUCACCCCCACUUAUAUUGAUUGAUAAUGGGCAUUUUCAGUACAAUAGUAUUAUGCUAGGAUUUUCGCUUUGGGCUAUUGUUCUAGUUUAUUAUGAUUAUCUUGGGCUUUCUGCAAUACUACUUGCACUUGCAUUGAACUUUAAACAGAUGGCGCUUUAUUAUGUGUUACCGUUUUUGUGUAUUUGGAUUGCUAAAGCUUGGAAAAGAGCUAAACACCAAAGCAUGAGAUUCCAGCCUAAUAUAAGAUGGGGUAUUAUGAUAGCUGAAAUUAUUUUAACUCUCUCCAACAUUGCUGGUUGUGGGAUUAUAACAACGAUCAUUCUUUGAAUUCCUUGGAUUGGAUCAGUUAAUGACAUUUUCCAAGUAAUUUCAAGACUAUUUCCAUUCCAAAGAGGAAUUUUUGAAGACAAAGUGGCAACGUUUUGGUGCAUUUCCUCGAUUUUUAUAAAAUACAAAAAUAUUUUCCCUAUUAGCUGGCUUGCAUUGUUUUCAGCACUGCUUACAAUGAUAGCAUCUCUACCCUUUUUAAUCCUUUUAUUCAAGCGGAAACCGCUAAACCUUAGCUUUUUAUAUGCGCUAUCAGGAGUCUCACUAUCGUUCUUUUUAUUUUCUUAUCAUGUUCACGAAAAAACGAUCCUGAUCCCUUUGCUACCAUUUACCCUUUUAGCAAUAAUUGAUACACCUGAGCUGUUCCGAUUUUAUGUGAUAAUAGCAACCUUCAGCAUGUAUCCGCUUAUGAUCAAGGAUGGCUUAAGAUUUGCUUAUUUUGGUUGCAAAAUAUUUGAUAUGAACUUUUGGUUGCAGGGGAAUGCCUGGUCGAAAUAUUUUAAUAGUGUGGAUUUACCCCCAAAAUUGUUAAACUUCAGCACCAUCAAAAAAUUUCGGCUAUAUUUUUUUCGGGCAACUAUCACACAGUAUAAAAGUGUCCCGAUCAAUAAAUAUAAUCCCCUUAUUUUUGCUUAUCAAUUGUGUUCUACAUAAUGGCUGGAGAUGUAAUUAAAACACUAAAUUAUUUCCAAGACCGAAAAGGAAUGAAUUUGGGAUUUUGGGUACAUAAACUAAGUUAAGUUAAGUGUUAUAGGCCAAAACCAGAGCCUGCCUACCUGGCUUAAAACCACCUAACCUAAAGAUUAGUUCCCUAUACUAGAGUCACCUCUGCCGGUGAACCGUUAGUCCCGAUAAGAAAAGACUAAGUGGGAGGCAAAGCCUGUCUAGCCCAUCUGGAAGUGAAAGGGAAAACCUUCGGGAGAGAUGCAAAAAUUUCUUCUUCGGUAUCCCCAAACCCAAAGGGCCUACUUCAAAAAGUAACAGAGAGAUCACUGCCAGCUUCAUCAAGACGGGUCCUAGCUGCUCCAUAGAAGCGUGUCCUAGAAUCUUCGUCAACAUCAUUAUUUUACUUCUUUUGAUACCUAGGGAUGCUAAUAAUUCAUUUACUUGAAUUUAUAGAGCCUCCUCAGCAAUACCCAUAUUUAUUCGAAACCCUGGUUGCUGCUUAUUCUUUUCUUGGCUUUGGAUAUAUUUGGUGGUUUACUCUGAAAUCACACUAUCAGAUCAAAGGAGAAUCAGAUCCUCGAUAUCACUUGGAAAACAGGCUAAGGAAAAAGGCUAAAAUGAGCUAA
This is a messenger RNA of Blepharisma stoltei, 2465 nucleotides long. The record is from the annotation of a GenBank genome assembly. Lineage: Eukaryota; Ciliophora; Heterotrichea; Heterotrichida; Blepharismidae.